Molecule: messenger RNA, 742 nt
Organism: Neltuma alba
Lineage: Eukaryota; Viridiplantae; Streptophyta; Magnoliopsida; Fabales; Fabaceae
Product: LYR motif-containing protein 4B-like
Exons: 1
Coding region: 76-378 (100 amino acids)
Biological process (GO): iron-sulfur cluster assembly
Source: RefSeq, a predicted model, not a curated record
AAAGUCGGUAGUCAUUGGUCAUUACCACAUCAUAUCAUUCGCCAACUCUCUGGAGAGCAGAGAAUCCCUGUAAAAAUGGCGUUUUCUGCUUACGCAGCAGCCACCCGGCCAUCAAAGGCCGAAGUGCUUUCUCUCUUCCGUUCUCUCCUCCGCACGGCGCGCCAGUUUCCCGAUUACAACAUCAAGGCAUACACCAAGCGCCGAACCAUCGACGGCUUUCGCCAUAACCAAAACCUCUCGGAUCCUUCUUCCAUCGCUUCGGCGUUAUCCGAUGGCAAGGCUCAACUGGAAAUCGCCAGAAGGCAAGCGAUCGUCCACUCGCUCUACGCCCCAAGUGUCAGGAGCAUUAUGGAGACGAAUUCCGAGCUCACAUGUUAGGUUUCGGGCUAUUAACUUAUCCCCAUCUUAUUGCCAGUUACAGGUUUCGGACUGAGAGAGGCUUAUUAAUGUAUAAACUUUAUUUAUAAUCGUAACAUGUAGACCAGUUCUUGAUAUUGACCAUGUUUGUGAUUGAUUGAGAGAGGCUUAUCAAUGUAUGCUUUUUACGGAUGAUCGUAAUAUAUAGACCUGUUCUUAUCGGAUGGUUGUUUUGACGUAAGAUACCAGUAUUUGUGUAGGAGGGUUGUAUUAGAGGCUUAACAGUAAACAUAAAACUUUGGGUUAUCCCCUCAAUUAUAAGCCUAUGAGGAGCCAAGAAAAUUGAAUAUUUGUAUAUUGAAAUUCUCGUAGCUUUUAGAAGGAA